AUGAGCUCCGCCACGGGCGGCAGCUUGAAGUGGACAGGCAGGCCAUUGUAUGAGCUGGUCGUCAAGCAGCAGCCGGAAAGAGCGAGGCUGUGCUCGUACAAGGAAGAAAAUGAUACGAUCGACCGCAGGCCUGUAGAUCCACCGCCUGUGGUAGAAUUGAACUGCCACGGAGACCAAAAGCUCGCAGAGCAACUCUUGCAAUCCUCGGCCUUCUUUGUCCGCGCGGCUAUAGUGACGGCAGAGACUGUGCCCCUUACCUCUGAUCAAGCCUCAGUAUCCUCACAAUCAGCUUCGCCAUUCUCCUCGCGCCCUCUCUCCCAUCCUCAAACUCAUUACGCUCCAGUACGGCUGAACUUGGGCGCGGAUGCAGCAACAGGCGAAGUCGUCCAGACGCCUGAAAGACUACGAUUACUCGAUGGUCGCGCGGCUGCUCUUUGCAUCUUUGCCAAACUUGGUGUCCGACUUCCUGGCACGUUUCGGCUCAAAUUCACCCUUUUCCGUACGACCGAGGAUGGGCUGAUGGACAUGGCUCACACCAUCUCUGAGCCUUUCGAGGUUUUUUCACCGAAACUGUUCAAGGGGAUGCACGAGAGCACAGAUCUGACAAGGCAUUUGGCAGCACAAGGGGUCAAGGUCAAGCUGCGGACAGAUACGACCGUGGGCAGACAAAGCGUGAGAAGGCGUCGCGCAUCUGCCAUUUCAACAACCCAAUCCCCUUCAUUUUCCGGUCAACCACCAGCCCUGAUUGCGCCUCAACCGCAUUAUCAGCCUCCCCAUCCUCCACCGCUGCGACAGCCUCAGUCGAAUCAGACCCAUCCAUCGAAUCGUCCUCAUCCGCCAUCAAUCGCCACGCACCAUAACCCUCACACAAUGACUUCCCAUGCCAUGCUUCCUGAAGCAUCGCCAACGUCGUUCAGUAGCGGAUCACGGAGAGGGGCUGGUGACCUUGUAUGGAGAAACUCAUCUGAAGAGUCCGCCCGCUACGAACCAAAUCCGUCGAGAAUAGUGUCAUCUGGUAGCAAGAGGCGUUAUGUCGAUGACGGUCUGGUGUGGCCACCAAUCAUCGGCAUGGGACAUGCAUCCGGCUCCUACGAUUUGUCCGCAUUCUCCUUGUCUCGGCGAAGCAGCCGGGAGAAUAGUCGUGACAGCCGUGCCACACACCUCUCGAACGAGAGCACCCCACGAUCGGCCUCCAACCAAAGCAAUUCCUACCCAUUCUCAUCACUAUCCUCUACUGCGUUUUCGCCCACCGCCAGCACCAGUAGGUCAUCGUCCUCCAUGUCCACCCCAGCAUCAUCUCAAAUCCUUUCUGCUACCCAAUCUCCUCCUAUCUGGUUUCCUCCCGCAAGGCUGAACGUGAGAGCAGGAGAUGACGGCAUUCCCAUCCUCCCAGCACCCAAUUCGCACCGAUCCCCAGGGGGUUUCGUGCCUGCUAGUCUCGACGAGGUUUUAGGAGAAUCAUCGUCGUCGGCCGGUGGCCCCCGUGGCCGACCGAUCACGGCGGGCUCGGGGCAGGGGUCUGGUCCGCGUUUCUCUGUGGGUGGGGGUAGCUCUUUGGCAGAGGCGGAGGGGACGGAAGAUACCAGACGCCUCGUCCUUGAAGCUGCCCCCUCUGCGGCCGACGUUUUCGGAGAGCGGGCGUAG
Cryptococcus wingfieldii CBS 7118 is the source of this 1644-nucleotide messenger RNA. RefSeq lists its product as hypothetical. The transcript has 8 exons. The record is from RefSeq and is a predicted model, not a curated record. NCBI's taxonomy places the organism in Eukaryota, Fungi, Basidiomycota, Tremellomycetes, Tremellales, Cryptococcaceae. Bases 1 to 1644 code for a protein of 547 amino acids.